This is a messenger RNA of Antrostomus carolinensis (chuck-will's-widow), 2309 nucleotides long. RefSeq names its product catenin alpha-2. NCBI's taxonomy places the organism in Eukaryota, Metazoa, Chordata, Aves, Caprimulgiformes, Caprimulgidae. Gene Ontology annotation, cellular component: catenin complex; adherens junction. Gene Ontology annotation, molecular function: actin filament binding; beta-catenin binding; cadherin binding. The transcript is spliced from 9 exons. The record is from RefSeq and is a predicted model, not a curated record. The coding region runs from base 52 to 1422 and encodes 456 amino acids. Gene Ontology annotation, biological process: cell migration; cell-cell adhesion.
AAUCUGGCCUGUUCAAUCUCAAAUAAUGAAGAAGGUGUGAAGUUAGUCCGGAUGGCAGCAACACAGAUUGAUAGCCUGUGCCCACAGGUAAUAAAUGCUGCGCUCACAUUGGCUGCCAGACCCCAGAGCAAAGUAGCACAGGACAACAUGGAUGUCUUUAAAGAUCAGUGGGAGAAACAAGUGCGAGUUCUCACUGAAGCCGUUGAUGAUAUCACUUCGGUGGAUGAUUUCCUCUCUGUUUCAGAAAAUCAUAUUCUGGAAGAUGUGAAUAAGUGUGUGAUUGCUCUCCAAGAGGGGGAUGUGGAUACACUGGACAGAACUGCGGGUGCUAUCCGAGGCCGUGCAGCCAGAGUUAUUCACAUCAUUAAUGCAGAGAUGGAAAACUACGAAACUGGAGUUUAUACUGAGAAGGUACUGGAAGCUACCAAACUGCUCUCUGAAACUGUUAUGCCACGUUUUGCUGAACAAGUUGAGGUUGCCAUUGAAGCUUUGAGCGCGAAUGUCCCACAGCCAUUUGAAGAGAAUGAGUUCAUCGAUGCCUCCCGCUUGGUUUAUGAUGGAGUUCGUGACAUCAGGAAAGCUGUUCUAAUGAUAAGGACCCCUGAAGAGCUAGAGGAUGAUUCAGACUUUGAGCAGGAAGAUUAUGACGUUCGCAGCCGAACAAGUGUUCAGACUGAAGAUGACCAGCUUAUUGCUGGCCAGAGUGCAAGGGCUAUCAUGGCUCAGCUUCCCCAGGAGGAGAAGGCUAAGAUUGCCGAGCAGGUGGAAAUAUUCCACCAAGAAAAGAGCAAACUGGAUGCAGAGGUGGCCAAGUGGGAUGACAGUGGUAAUGACAUCAUUGUGUUGGCGAAGCAGAUGUGCAUGAUUAUGAUGGAAAUGACAGACUUUACUAGAGGUAAAGGCCCCCUGAAGAACACAUCAGAUGUCAUUAAUGCAGCCAAGAAGAUUGCAGAGGCAGGAUCGAGGAUGGACAAAUUGGCACGGGCGGUAGCUGAUCAGUGCCCAGACUCAGCCUGCAAACAGGAUCUGCUAGCCUACCUGCAGCGCAUUGCCCUCUACUGCCACCAACUCAAUAUCUGCAGCAAAGUGAAGGCAGAAGUUCAGAACCUGGGAGGGGAACUUAUUGUAUCAGGGCUGGACAGUGCCACUUCUCUCAUCCAGGCAGCUAAAAAUCUGAUGAACGCUGUGGUCCUUACAGUGAAAGCAUCGUAUGUGGCUUCUACUAAAUAUCAGAAAGUCUAUGGCACUGCUGCAGUGAACUCACCAGUUGUGUCUUGGAAGAUGAAGGCCCCUGAGAAGAAACCUCUAGUAAAGAGAGAAAAACCAGAAGAAUAUCAGACAAGAGUGAGAAGAGGGUCCCAGAAGAAACAUAUUUCCCCUGUACAGGCCUUAAGUGAAUUUAAAGCUAUGGAUUCAUUCUAAACCACUAAGCUUUACCAGGAGGGUUUUAUAUUCUUUUUGUAUGCAUACCUGCCGACUUGUAUGCAUCUGGCAUGGGGUGGGGGGAAGCAAUGUCAAUUUGCAUGCAACCUGAGACUCUACUGAAGUAAUUAACUUUUUGCAAUGCCAAAAUUUAGGGCUUUCUCUUCAGAUGUUAAACAGACGUAUUCCAAGCUUACUUUUUAGACAAAACUAUAACAUUGAAUUGGCCAAAGAAUUUGCAUCACAGGGGUAUGUGGGGGUUAAAUGAUAAAUUCAAGUCUAAAACCAGAAAAUUUUUAUGCAUGCAAGAAACAUUAGGUUGGCAGGUAUAUUAAGUGGAAAAAAAAAAAAAAAAAAAAAAAAAAGGAAUUGUAAUGGUAGACCAUAAAGCUUGUAUUGCUUCUGUUCCAGUGCAAAAAUGUACUAGCCAAUAUGCUUAAAUGUGUGGCCCAAUAAUUAAAUGAUAUAACUUUUAAGUCAUCUUCAUUAUAGUAUGUGAAUUUUUAAAACAGAUACAAACUAAUUCACCUCAAAAAUGCUUCUUUUAAACCAUCUUUGGUUCUUUAUAUUCUAGUAGUGUUAUGAUUGCUCACAUUUCAAUUAAUCCCAUUAAUAUGACCAGAGGUUUACUUUUGCCAAUUGAAUUCCUUAUGGUGGAGUAUGAAGCACAAUAUGGUGAUUGACAUUGCCUUUUAUAUUAUGAUUAUUAUUAUGAUUAUUAUUAUAAUAUUAGUAAUAGAAGACCUGGUGGUGGAAUGUUUAGAGACACGGAAACUGACAGUGUGAGAAUUUAGAGGCAAAUAUGUAGGUGUAGCUUGGAGUACAGGUAUCUGACGUACCAUUGUAACCACUAACUCAAUAAAGUCAUUUAACCUUGGAAUCCUCAA